Messenger RNA from Trichoderma reesei QM6a, 846 nucleotides. RefSeq lists its product as uncharacterized. Gene Ontology annotation, molecular function: oxidoreductase activity. Lineage: Eukaryota; Fungi; Ascomycota; Sordariomycetes; Hypocreales; Hypocreaceae. The record is from RefSeq and is a predicted model, not a curated record. The transcript is spliced from 4 exons. The coding region runs from base 1 to 846 and encodes 281 amino acids.
AUGAUUGCUACAAUCGACCUCUCUAAGAUCACAGAAAUAAGCCCCGGCUUUGGGGCUGAGAUUUGCGGGUUCAACGCAACUACAGACAUAACAGAAGAAAAUUUCCGUCGCCUACAGGAAGCUGUAACUACGCACGGCGUGGUGGUUAUCCGCGACUCUCAAUUGUCGGACGAGUCUCACAUCAGACUGGCUCGUAUGUUUGGGGAACUUGACGAUGUGAAGCCUUAUAUCUCUGCGGGACGUAAGAACAGACUUCGAUAUGACGAGCUCUUUGACGGAAAUAGUUUAUUCCACGUUGAUUCGAGCUUCAACCCUCGUCGAGCUGCAUAUUCUCUCUUGCUUGCCCACGAGCUACCGCCAGAAGGCACAGGCGGCAAAACCGCGUUUGCGGACACUCGGACUUCAUUCGAUGAUCUCGACGAAGAGACAAAGCAAGACCUUUUGGCAAACGAUUAUGUCGCUGCGCACUCCAUGCUGCACUCUCGGAAACUGGCAGCUCCUGAGUAUUUCGCUGAUCUUGAUCCCUGCCAAUUUCCCAUGGGUCGUCACAAGAUUGUCCAACGCCACGAAAAGUCUGGCCGAAUGAAUCUAUACAUCGCAGCACACAUACACCACAUUGAAAAGAUCUUCAAGCACGCGACGCAACCGAAAUAUGUAAUCGAGGUGGAGUGGAAGCAGCCCGGAGACCUGGUUAUAUGGGACAACACCUGCACAAUGCAUCGCGUCGUUUCCGGGCCAUACAGCGCAAAGUAUAGGCGGGACAUGCGGCGUGCCACCGUGCAUGACUCCAGCACUACUGCGUGGGGUCUGAACGAGCACUCCAAUGUGCGACAAGGCCUGCCAUAG